Molecule: messenger RNA, 972 nt
Organism: Penicillium paradoxum
Lineage: Eukaryota; Fungi; Ascomycota; Eurotiomycetes; Eurotiales; Aspergillaceae
Product: SGNH/GDSL hydrolase family protein
Exons: 4
Coding region: 1-972 (323 amino acids)
Molecular function (GO): phosphatidylcholine lysophospholipase A1 activity
Source: RefSeq, a predicted model, not a curated record
AUGAGGCAGUCGACGCCCGUAUACUGGGUUGUCCAGGCUUGUCUACUAUGGCUGGCAUUCGUAGCGGCGUCGCCGACAGCCAUUGUUCCUAACACAUUGAUUCCCUCUUUGAACUCUCACAAAGAUGUUUCUACGCUUCAAACCCGCGAUACCAAGCCAUUUUUGCUUCGGGUUCUGCCAUUUGGCGCUUCCAUUACCAUGGGGUACAAAUCACAAGAUCGCAAUGGAUAUCGAAAAUGGCUUCGACAGCAACUGCGCUAUGCCGGGUGGGAUGUUGACAUGAUCGGAACACUGCAAAAUGGCAACAUGCAUGACAAUGACCACGAGGGCCACAUCGGCAUGAGGAUUGAUCAAUUAGCAAAGGUUGCCAAAGACAUCAUCCAACAACAACCUAACCUUAUUCUUAUCAACGCUGGUACGAACGAUGCCUUACAGAAAUAUAAAGUAGAAACUGCAGGCAAGCGGAUGGACUCCCUUUUGACAGACUUCUUCGACGGCAUUCCCGGAACAACCAUCAUUCUGUCCACUCUCAUCUAUAAUGGACAAGAGCCCCAACUGGUGGCAGACAUCAGUGAGCAAUACAAAGAACUUGCCGCAAAACGCCGAGCUCGGAAUGAGAGCCUCGUGUUAGCUGAUAUGGGCACAUUCAUUCGGUGGACCGAGCUCGUGGAUGAUAUUCAUCCAACGGCGACUGGAUAUGAGAGCAUGGCAUCUGUGUGGUGGGCAGCUAUUCAAGAAGCUGAGAAUGAGGGCCUUCUCAAGGCACCUGCAGCCACGUCGACGAGCGCUAAUGCCAUUAACAAUACCCUUGAAAAGACGCUCGAUGAUAGCACCGAUAAUCCGAGCCUCCCUGCAUACACAGCGCCUCCCCAGCCUACAGUGAGCAGUGACUCACCCCGAUCCCAGCAGUGGCAUCUCUGGACAAUAGGGGUCCAGGUGGUUGCUAUGUACGUUGGGAUUUGUAUGAUAUAA